Molecule: messenger RNA, 528 nt
Organism: Fulmarus glacialis (Northern fulmar)
Lineage: Eukaryota; Metazoa; Chordata; Aves; Procellariiformes; Procellariidae
Product: solute carrier family 22 member 20-like
Exons: 2
Coding region: 1-528 (175 amino acids)
Source: RefSeq, a predicted model, not a curated record
AUGACCUUCGUGGAGCUGCUGGCCCGCCUGGGCGGGAUGGGCCGCUUCCAGGUGACCUACGUAGCCGCCCUGGCCAUUCCGCUGCUCAUGCUGGCCAGCCACAACCUUCUGCAGAACUUCACCGCCGGUGUCCCCGAGCACCACUGCCGGCCUCGGCCCACGGCCAAUGACAGCGCCGGGGAGGUCCCACUCCUCGUCUCCAUCCCCUCCGACGGCCACCACCGUCCCCAGCGUUGCCGCCGCUACGUGGAACCCCAGUGGCACCUCUUGGAGGUCAACGGCACCGUCAACGGCACGGCCAACGGGGCGGCCACCGAGCCUUGUCGCGACGGUUGGACCUAUCACGACGGCAUCUUCGCUCGCACCAUCGUUACCGAGUGGGACCUGGUGUGCGAGUCCAAGACGUUGAGGCAGGUGGCCCAAUCCAUCUACAUGGCCGGGAUCCUCCUGGGCUCCGGCCUCUUCGGGGUCCUCUCCGACAAGUGCGUGGCCACCCCAGAGCUGCUGGACUGGGAUGAACUGGGAUGA